GUCCCUCUGUCUCUGCGCGAAGGUUUGGUCAGUAACGGAGAUUCGCGACGUCGACGGCUAGGACCUAUCAGACUUAAGAUAUUUCAUACCUAGCCUGGAAAUCAGAAGUAAGAACAGUUCUCCAUCAUACAUUUCCCUUAAGGACUAGUUUAGUGUCUCAGUGAAUAAAAGUGCGUCGUUUUCUUCUUUUUUUUAUCUCAACAAGGGUUCUUAAUCAAAACUAAGGCUACGCAUCGUGAGUUGAACGAGGGGAUAUGACGAGUUUUUAUUAAGAAUAUGUGGGAUAACGUCGCAGGAUUUCAAUCGGCCACACGUCAAGUCAGCUGACAUAUUGCGCCCUGCUACGCCACAGCAGCCUUCAGCAAAAAUCGAUCUUGUAGUAACAGUUUGGAACUAAAUACUAAGUAAAAAUUACAAUGUAAUUCGGAAUCAACGAAAUCAGCCACAUAGUAAAGAGAAGUUUGUGGUGACGUAUAACACCACGCUGAGGAACGGAGAAAAACACGAUUUUUGGCUGCAACAAAGAACUCUUGGUGAUCUCCGUUUAACCUGGCAGGCGGUAACUCAUUGGUGUUACCGUUUACACGGAACAAAACUGUAGGAUAGUAAAGAAGCGCAGACAAGUGGAAAUACCAUUAAGAAAACAAACGAAAGGAAAAAAAUAAAACUCAUCGAGGAGUUAAUAAAAUAUCUUCCAACAUAUAAGUGAUUGCAAUCAAUCAGAUAUGGAGCGUGAAUCCAAUCCCAUGCAAGCCUUAUGCCGUAGUGGCUGUGGAUUUUAUGGAUCUCCUGCCACUGAUGGACUAUGUUCAUUAUGCUACAAAGAAAACCUCAAGAAGAAACAGCAGCCUCCUGUUUCAGCUGCCUCUGCCCCAACCUCUGCACCAACCUCGCAAACCGCUUCCAGUAACGCUGGCACGUUGCAGAGCGGAUUCGUGAGCCCUGCAUCUACAGGGACGACCGCCCAACCCACCAUUCCCACAAUUCCUCAGCCCGCCAACGACCUGCCCAGUCCAAAAGAGGUUAGCAGAGAAGAACAAGAAGGAGAAGCAAGUGCAAGUAAUGGGGCAGCAGAAGGUUCGGUCAGUAGUGGAGAUGCAGAUGAUAGUUUCGAUGGCAAGGAAAGCGACAAAGAAUCCAAAAAGAAGAAAAAUCGUUGUGUUCUUUGUCGCAAGAAAGUGGGUUUAACCGGAUUUGAGUGCCGCUGCGGGGGAUUAUAUUGCUCCGUACACCGAUACAGUGACAAGCACGAUUGCAAGUUUGAUUACAAAGAAAUGGGUGCCCAAGAGAUUCGGCGUAACAAUCCAGUUGUUGUUGGUGAAAAAGUGCAAAAAAUUUGAACUCCUUAGUGUGUAGUCAUUGGGAAAAUGGUUAUGUAACUAUAUAAACAAAGAAAUAUAAAACACGGAAGAAACGAGAUAAAUUAUCUGGCAGCUGAUUGCACGUUAUGGAACUAUAUGAAGAUACAAUAUGAACAAAUUUGAAUGCAGAUGAUAGUGCCAUGUCAGAGAUUGUCAUCUAGUGAGAAUUCAAAGUAUAUGAAAGAAUAUCUGGUUACUAACUGCUGCCAGCUUACUACUACCUAUUACCUAUUAUUAUCUUUAUGAUUAUUACGAUUCAUCAUUAUUAUUCUAUAUAUUAUGUUUAUUAAUUUACUUAAAGGCAAAAUUUAUAAAGGAACAAAAAAGAAUUCUUCGUAUUUAAGAAGAGGCGGAAUUCCUGGUGCAGUCAGUCAGUCGGUCGAAAAUAUCUUUGUUAACGAGCCAAUCGAAACUACAGAAAUUAACACGUAGAGUUUUGUUUUCUAUAUUGAAAGGGAAUGUUAUUUAGAUGAUGACUGACGUUGAUGGGUGAUCACAAUUCUAGGUUAAUAUUAGUCUAAUAAUUAUUAAGUAUAUUAGAUGAUUGAUUCAUAAAUAAUGCAAUGAAGUAUAAGUAGUACUGUGUGUUUAUGUCCAAUCUCACAAGAAUAUAACGAGCAUUAUUACUCAUUAAA
Molecule: messenger RNA, 1996 nt
Organism: Athalia rosae (coleseed sawfly)
Lineage: Eukaryota; Metazoa; Arthropoda; Insecta; Hymenoptera; Athaliidae
Gene: drn
Product: AN1-type zinc finger protein 6
Exons: 5
Coding region: 726-1340 (204 amino acids)
Molecular function (GO): zinc ion binding; DNA binding
Source: RefSeq, a predicted model, not a curated record